CCGCCGCUGCUGGACACAAGCCGAACAAAGUGCAGGUUUUUCGGAUGCUAUUUUUAUACCUGCGGAUUGGAUGGUGCCCUCAGAGUGGAUAUGCACCGUUUCCAAUUUGGAGAAGAGGAAACAGCUGCAGUACGCGAGUGGGCUUUAAGUUUUACGUUGCAGCAGAGGAGUUGUGAACGCCGUGCCGUUUUAAACAUGGGUGUAGACUGAAGGAGGACGCAGAGAGGAUGCUCGUAUGAGGAUUUAAACCGUUCUUGCUCCAAAUAUACUCUCGGACCAUGCAGUUUUUGCCGCUCAGGACGUUGUUUGUUUUACUGGCUUAUGCGCAAGUCUUGGAUUCCCUGUGGACCGAUGGCGAAGUGCGGACUAAAGAAAGCGAUAACGUGGGCAUCCACUUGAGAACUUUCCACUGGUCCUCUCGGGAGAACCAUCAAAACAAGGCAAGAGAGCACCACGCCACAGGUGCGGCAGCAGCAAUUAGCAAAGCUGCGCCCAACUCCACGCGCCCUUGGGGAAAAGUAAAGGAGACGAGAAAACCAGCGCGCAACAACAGUAACAAUAAACCCAACUUGAAUAGGACAGUGACAACCGUAGAGGACGCGAACGCUGCUUCACACUGGGACCCAACGCGACAACAUAAUAACAAGAGGAUAAAGUUGAAUGGCGGGCUUAGUGGUUCAGCAGGUGGACACUACAAUGCGCCUAAGCCCUCUUCACUGGUUAUGGACGAAGAGGGAGGCGACAGGCGUAAAAGCGUCUCCAAAGAAGAAGGGCAGAAGAAAGGAGUGCCUAAAAAGGGAAAGACUCGACGAAACAAAAGCGAAAUAGUCAUGGCACAAGCGCACUCCGCGUCUUGGGAACCCAUGCCCAAGCCGGUGGCGCUUACUUCCACGGAUCUGCCCUCUGACCUCUUCACGAGGAGGAACGACUACUUCUACACUUUUAGGGGCGAGGAUAAUCCGUGGGAUGCGACCCCCAUGACACCUCCAAGUUCUCUGGAUUUUGUGGAUGAAAUCAAAAACCCGUUUUGGCCCGUGACGAGUGAGACCUACGGGGCGUACGCGAUCACGUGCGUCUCCGGGGUGAUAUUUUUAGUGGGGAUAGCAGGGAACAUCGCUAUCCUGUGUAUUGUGUGUCAGAACUACUACAUGAAGAGCAUUUCCAACUCCCUCUUGGCUAAUUUGGCGGUGUGGGAUUUUGUUCUCAUCUUGUUCUGUCUGCCCAUGGUGGUUUUCCAUGAACUGACCAAGUCCUGGCUCCUGGGAGAAUUCACGUGCAAAGUUGUGCCCUACGUGGAGGUUGCCUCAUUGGGUGUGACUACGUUCACUCUCUGUGCCCUCUGCAUCGACCGCUUCCGUGCCGCCACCAACGUCCAGAUGUACUACGAGAUGAUCGAGAACUGCACCUCCACCACUGCCAAAUUAGCCGUCAUCUGGAUUGGCGCUCUGCUUUUGGCACUGCCCGAGCUCCUCAUACGACAGCUGGUGGUGGAAGACACUGGCAUUCCAGACGAGCCCCCGGUGGAGCGCUGCAUCAUCCGAAUUUCCACCUCUUUACCGGACAUGCUUUACGUUCUCGGUCUGACCUACGAAGGCGCUAGACUUUGGUGGUGUUUCGGUUGCUACUUUUGCUUGCCCACGUUGUUCACGAUCGGUUGCUCAUUGGUGACGGCGCGCAAGAUCCGUCGCGCGGAGCAGGCUAGCGUGCGUAGCAACAAGAAGCAAAUCCGAUUGGAGAGUCAAAUGAACUGCACCGUUGUGGCUUUGGCUAUAGUCUAUGGAGCGUGCGUGGUGCCAGAGAACAUUUGUAAUAUAGUGUCUGCAUACAUGGCCGCUGGGGUCCCGGAGCAUACCAUGUCCGUGCUCCACCUUCUGUCCCAGCUUUUGCUCUUCUGUCGGGCCGCGGUUACUCCCGCCCUGUUACUUCUUCUAUGUAGACCACUUGGAAGAGCCUUUUUAGACUGCUGCUGCUGCUGCUGCUGCAACCACUUGCCCUCCUCCGCGACGGGUAGCGAUGACAACGAACAUGAAUGCACAACUGAACUAGAGUUGUCGCCUUUUAGCACUAUCCGCAGGGAGCUGAGUAACUACACUCCAGCUGGCUCCAACUGCUAAGGGGCAGAGGGGGCAGGAGGGGUACAGAUGUUACUGCGUAAGAAGGUGCCUCUGCCAGAUGAGGGCACAUAGCCUUAAAUCGUCUGGUCAAAUGAAUGGGUGCAUGAAUGAGCAAUGAGUAACCACAUUCAAACAAUAUUAUGGAACAUUUACGGUGACUUUUGAACCCUUAUAUAUAGGGAAAACUACACUCAGAGCUUGGAAACUUGGAGUACAUAUCUUUGCAAUAAGACGCACAGGUUAACAUCACAAUCUUUACCACUUCUGCCAAUACAAAACCAACAGUGGCAUGGUCUUGUGUGUUCAAUACAGAUGCACUACUAGACUCUUGUUUGUGGUCAAUUGUUCAAGUUGCUUUUUUCUCAAAAUCGACCGAAUCUCCCAAAGGAUAAUUGUACAGAUUAAGUUGACAGAACUCGACGUUUACUGCUGUGCAAUGUACAUAUAGUUUCAGUAAUGUUACAGUGUGGUACUUUACAUCUGUGGCCAGUAAUCUAAUAUUUAUGUACUGUAAUUUAAAUGGUACUGGUACUAAUUAUUGCCAAUCAGCUAGUUAUGUGUCAUUGUUGGGGCAGCCUUGUACAAUACUUCUAAUGAAGCUCUCAGUUACACAGUGGCACUGCCUAUACAAUGGAAAUCCUCCGUUUACAAUUAUAUAGUUCCUGUAAUGGUGCACACACGCUGAGCCUUUGUGACUGGGGACCUAGGCUUUGGAUAAUUAAACAGUGAAGUCUUGUGUUUGUAAGAGCAGACUGAGGAAACCAAGGGAUUAAAGUGUGCUCUUUAUAAAUCUGUAUUAUGUCGAGGUGUGUCAAUUCUGGGCUGGUCUCAGAAGAACUCAAAUGGACUUAA
Molecule: messenger RNA, 2966 nt
Organism: Periophthalmus magnuspinnatus
Lineage: Eukaryota; Metazoa; Chordata; Actinopteri; Gobiiformes; Gobiidae
Gene: gpr37b
Product: G protein-coupled receptor 37b
Exons: 2
Coding region: 279-2114 (611 amino acids)
Biological process (GO): positive regulation of MAPK cascade; adenylate cyclase-inhibiting G protein-coupled receptor signaling pathway
Cellular component (GO): plasma membrane; signaling receptor complex
Molecular function (GO): prosaposin receptor activity; G protein-coupled peptide receptor activity
Source: RefSeq, a predicted model, not a curated record